GCGCGGCUGGUGUUUAGACUCAGAGAGGAGCCGAAGCGCAGGGACCCAGGACUGUCUGUUGUCUUUAAACAAUCCUCCUGCAAUUGUCGACAAGUUCUAUAAGCUUUAACCCGAAGACUGUGAAGUGGAAGUCAGUCUGCGGGGACAUCACCAGCCGCUUCAUUUAUCGUUUUUUCCGUUGUUUUGUGAGUUUUGAAGUCGGACACUGAGCGCAACAACUCCUCCGUUUGGAUUACACACACACACACACACACACACACACACACACACACACACACACACACACACACACACACACACACACACACACACACUUCAGAGGACGCGUUUUCACUGUUGAAGUCCAAAACUCAUCCUUCUUCUGUUUGAUGUAGAGUUCAUCUAAAGUUUCUAGCUGCUGUUGAAACAGACUUCUGCGUAUCUUCUCGGUAUGCCUGUGGUCAACAGCGUGUCUCCGGACAGGUAACCAGGAGUGUUGCCUGCUGUCAUGGCCUUGCCAACUCUGCAGCUGUUUCCUAUCACUGUGGUCACAGUCCUGCUGGCGUUAGUGGCAUCCUGCAGUGGACCAUGAGUGGCACUUUAAACCCAGCUCAGUGUCGUUAUGCCUUGGGGAUGGAGGAUGGCACCAUCCCAGACUCUGACAUCACCGCCUCCAGCGCCUGGUCAGACUCCACUGAAGCCAAACAUGGAAGGCUGAGUACCGGAGAAGGGGACGGGGCAUGGUGUCCUGCAGGAGCUGUUUUUCCCAGUGGGUCAGAAUAUCUUCAGGUGGAUCUACGCAAACUUCACUUCCUGGCUCUGGUUGGUACCCAGGGUCGUCACGCUGAUGGGCAUGGCCAGGAGUUUGCCCGCAGUUAUCGGCUUCAGUAUUCUCGUGACGGAGUGAAAUGGAUCACCUGGAAAGACCGCUGGAGCCAGGAAGUGGUGUCGGGGAAUGAGAACACCUAUGAUGUUGUAUUGAAGGAUCUGGGCCCACCUAUUGUGGCCCGUAUGGUGCGUUUUUACCCUUUGGCCGACCGAGUUAUGAGUGUUUGCCUCCGGGUGGAACUCUACGGUUGUGUAUGGAAUGAUGGGUUGAAGGCUUAUACAGCUCCAGCUGGUCACAUCAUGCACCUCUCUGGCAUGCCUGUCUACCUAAAUGAUUCCACCUACGAUGGCAGCACUGAGCAAGGGAUGCAGUUUGGAGGCUUGGGUCAGCUGUGUGAUGGCGUCCUGGGAGGAGACGACUUCAUACAAACUAAAGAGCUGAGAGUGUGGCCCGGGUACGACUACCUGGGCUGGAGUCGGGAAGCUCUUGGGCAAGGCAGUGUUGACAUUGAGUUCCACUUUGAGAAACCACGUAUCUUUCAUAACAUGCAGGUACACAGUAACAACCGUCACACACAGGGGGUGCGAGUCUUCAGCAAAGUAGAGUGUCUUUUUAAGCCUGGCAUCCUCCAGCAAUGGUCAUCUCCUGCCCUUACUUUGCUUGUGCCUCUGGAGGAUCUGAAGGACCCUUCGUCACGACCCAUCACCCUGCCUCUGGGUGGCCGGCCGGCACAGAUUCUGCGCUGCAAAUUCUUUUUUGCUGACCGCUGGCUGCUCAUCAGUGAGAUAUCAUUUCUCUCUGAGCCGUUUGCUGACGAUGUCACAGAUGCUGAUUCAUUUCCCCAUAAUUUUCCCAAUAUUCCUCAUUUCCCCAGCUCCUCUCCUCCAACUGUUAACCACACCUCUUCAGCUCCUACAUCUCCCUACAGCCUCUCCAACACCACCCUAGGCCAUUCCGAACCCCCCACCAACACCACCUUCAUGAUGGAAACUACUGGUAACUGGACGCUGACAGGGCCAGAAUUUGCCGCUGUGUCUCCAAAGGCAGGGCUUCCUGUAGCCAAAGAUGAUAGCAGCAACACGGCCAUUCUAAUAGGCUGCCUGGUGGGCAUUAUCCUGCUGCUGCUGGCUGUCAUUGCUGUUAUUCUUUGGAGGCAGUAUUGGAAAAAGAUCCUUGGCAAGGCCCAGGGGAGUCUGUCCAGUGAUGAGCUGCGGGUCCAUCUGUCAGUGCCCUCAGAUAAUGUCGUCAUCAACAACACUCACAGCUAUUCAAGUCGCUACCAGCGCAUACACACUUUCCCUGAUGACCGGGACCAUGACAGAGAUGGAGAAGGAGAGUACCAGGAGCCCAGUGCUUUGCUUCGGCCGAGGGAUCACAGAGACAGCACAGCCUUGCUGUUAAACAACCCAGCCUAUCACCUGCUCCUGUCAGAUCACAGAAAAGGCUCAAGACCCCUAGUCGUCCCCAGCAGCACUCGGGCUCAGGAAAAGAGCCUCAAUGUGCCCCAGGCCUGUGGUCUGGAUACUGAUAUGGAGAAGGGUUUCCCUCCUGCUCAGGAGGAGCCUCCCCCCUACCCUGGCUCCCCCCCUUAUCCCUCCCUGUCUCCCCCAGUGUCUCCCCCGCUGCCUCCCAGUGUCCCCCACUAUGCGGAGGCAGACAUUGUGAGCCUGCAGGGUGUCAGUGGUAACAACACCUACGCUGUGCCUGCGUUGGCCUCUUCGAGUCCUGGAGCUGAUGCUGCCCCACUGCCAGAGCUGCCACGACAGUGUCUCAUCUUCAAGGAGAAACUGGGAGAGGGACAGUUUGGGGAGGUACACCUGUGUGAAAUCGAGAACCCUCAGGACCUUCCCAACUUGGAGUUUCCUUUCAAUGUGAGAAAAGGUCGCCCUCUUCUGGUAGCAGUGAAGAUACUGCGUCCAGAUGCAUCCAAAAAUGCCAGGAAUGAUUUCCUGAAAGAAGUGAAGAUCCUGUCUCGCUUGAAGGACCCAAACAUCAUCCGACUGCUGGGUGUUUGUGUGAGCAGUGACCCCCUGUGUAUGGUCACAGAAUACAUGGAGUGUGGAGACCUGAACCAGUACCUGUCCCACCGGGUGCUUUUAGACAAGACCGGGCCUUCACACAACACUCCAACCAUCAGUUACCCGGCUCUCAUCUCCAUGGCCAGCCAGAUCGCAUCAGGAAUGAAGUUUCUCUCUUCUCUCAAUUUUGUCCAUCGGGACCUGGCAACACGCAACUGUCUGGUUGGCGGCGAGAAAGGGGAGUGUGGAGAGGAUCGGGGGGGAGAGCGUCACAUCAAAAUAGCUGACUUUGGCAUGAGCAGGAACCUGUAUGCUGGAGACUACUACAGGAUCCAGGGCAGGGCUGUGCUGCCCAUACGCUGGAUGGCAUGGGAGUGUAUACUCAUGGGAAAGUUCACCACAGCCAGUGAUGUGUGGGCGUUCGGGGUCACUCUGUGGGAGAUGUUGAGCGUUUGUCAGGAACAGCCGUAUUCGAACCUCACCGAUGAACAAGUCAUCGACAACGCUGGGGAGUUCUUCAGAGACCAAGGCCGACAGGUCUACCUGAGUCGGCCGGCUGUGUGUCCGCAGGGUCUCUAUGAACUCAUGUUGAGCUGCUGGAAUAGAGACUGCAAGCUCCGCCCAUCCUUCGCCUACAUCCACUCCUUCCUUACUGAGGACGCCAUGAACAUGGUGUAAAGGGAGUUGGACAAAACCCAAGAUCAAAAGCGACUUCAAAGAGGAGAAAGUCUUGCACAUUUAUGCAUUCAGUGAGGUGGUGUUUGAAUCAAUGUGGUGGAGGUGCUGCACAGCAGAGGAAAGUGGGUUGCUCGCCUUUUUAUUUUUACACUUGGGGUGGACGGGGCUGAGACACCGCUGGUUCGGUUUGUUUUCCACAUCAGACCCCAAUACCAGAAGUAACCCCAGCUUUAAGUAGAUGACAGUCUGAAGUGCAUUUCACAGUGGGUGGUGGUGGGUGCGUUCUGCUUAGGGAGCUUUCUGUCUUCUCAGAUUUUUAACAGGUAGGAGGGCUGAUGGUGAGUGUUAUAGAGCUAAUAUCUAUGGAAGAUAGUUGACCAUAGCAAACUAGAAAUAAUAAAGCUUCAUGAAUUAUAUUGUGUAACAUCUCAAGUGCUGCAUGCAUAGUCACAGGUGAAGGUGACAGAGGAGGCCUGUACUUGGUGAUAUGUGAAGACACACAUACUUCUCUUAAGGAAACACACUUUUUCAGAGAUGAAACUGCACACACAGGGAUGGUUGUCUUAGUAUAUUUAUAGUAUCGAUUGUUCCCGUAGAGGCAGUGUAUCUAACAGUACACACUUUCGCAGCUCCAUGGUAAUUAGACUCAAAUGAAAAGAGGUGUGAACUGUCCGGACCCUGCACAGAACUUAAGUUUGUUGAUUUUGUUUACCUUUUAUCAAAUGCUCGAUCUCAGCCCCUCAUCCUGACAAAGACCCACCUCCACUGUAAGUUACUGUGGAAGAAUGUGAAAUGAUGUGGACCAGACAACAGCACCCCCUCCUGCAAAGUGAUUGUGUUGCAGCCGCCAACCCCCCUUUUUUUUUUUAAAAAAAAAACUCAUCUUUGAGCCACAAACAGAAAAACUGUGUCCCUGGUACCAAAGUGACUUCUCUGACCUGAGAAAACAGGCAAAGAAGAGGAGAGUCUGCUGCUGCCGAUGAGAUGUGACCCACAAACUGGAAUGGCUUUUCAAAGCAGAGACAAUUCUGCCAGUGAGGGCAGUGGACGGGACAUUUUCAGAUGUACCCGCUCAGGUGUUUUGGCAAGUUUUUUGUAUCUGGCUGCGACCCAGACACAAAGGAUAGAUGAAAAAAUUCCACAACCAGCUGCACUUUAAGUCUCACGAGUGUGUCCCCGGCCAUGAUGAAAUUGUUCUCUGCAAGGGGCCUGAUAUGAUUCCUGUCAAAGUAGAUUCUGAUGUAUUUGACUUGCAGUGAUUUCAGAUAUUUGCCAAGUGAAGAGAGAUACAAAUACGUUUGCAGAUGUAUUUUUCAUAAGGACAUAGUUUGAAUUCCUUUUUGAAUCUUCUCUUGUACAAGGCCUUGCCAAACCAUUAGAUGUAAAAUAUUAUUUGAAAUGUGGAAUGGCACCAUCAUUUCAUCUCAUUUUUAAUGUAUGACAACCUUUGUUCUAAGACGUUGAGCUUGAUUACGCAGUUUAACAUCAGUCUUUGUCAAACACAUGACUGUGUACAUUUCAUUUAAGUCAUGGCUCAAACUGGGAAUGAAUGAGUUUUAGUGUGCCUGUUGACAUCAAUUUAUAUGUUAACCCAUGUUAAUACGUUAAGCUGACUGCAGUAGAGCUACUGCAUCUACAUUACUGAUUGUAUAGCACUGUAAAUCAGUCCUGAGGUGAUCAAGUAGUACAUGUUUACUGGUUGUGAAUGGUUGUGCCAUUUGAGUCAUUUUUGAUACACUGUAGUACAACUAAACCCAUAUUUUUAUAUAUACUGUAUGUCCUUAGACACCCCUUGAUCUUUGAUUUUGUCUUUUAUGUCUUCAAAGCUGCGCCUAAUAGUUUGUACAUAUUUUAAGGACAGAAUUGUAAUUUCCUCUACUAAUAUAUGGAAAAGUCUUUGGUUACAUUUGGGGUCUUCUGUAUCUCUGUAGAACGCUUGCUACCUUAAUGCCAUUGUAAUUCAUUGUGUUGUCUAUUUUUUGUAGAUGUUUUAAUAAAAGUUAACCUUUUCAAAUAAAUGUAAAUUUAAAUUUACCAAUACAAAGC
Messenger RNA from Sphaeramia orbicularis (orbiculate cardinalfish), 5550 nucleotides. It is a transcript of the gene ddr1, whose product is annotated as discoidin domain receptor tyrosine kinase 1. Gene Ontology annotation, biological process: positive regulation of phosphatidylinositol 3-kinase/protein kinase B signal transduction; protein phosphorylation; positive regulation of neuron projection development. The record is from RefSeq and is a predicted model, not a curated record. Gene Ontology annotation, molecular function: ATP binding; collagen binding; protein tyrosine kinase collagen receptor activity. Gene Ontology annotation, cellular component: plasma membrane; signaling receptor complex. Bases 568 to 3504 code for a protein of 978 amino acids. The transcript has 20 exons. NCBI's taxonomy places the organism in Eukaryota, Metazoa, Chordata, Actinopteri, Kurtiformes, Apogonidae.